UACAUGUGAUGGUGACGUAUUCUAUUUGGGUAGUGUAGCCGGAAGUAAAGCUUUUGCAUUACGUCUAAAUCGAGAAGAAAAACAACAAUAAGAAGAUAUUCAUCCUCGGACCAUCAAGGACCCUACCAGCAUGUCGAAUAUGGAGAAGCAUCUCUUCAAUCUCAAGUUUGCAGCCAAAGAACUGCAACGAAGCUCUAAAAAAUGUGACAAAGAGGAAAAGGCAGAGAAGGCCAAAGUCAAAAAAGCUAUCCAAAAAGGAAAUGUGGAAGUGGCACGGAUCCAUGCGGAAAACGCCAUCAGACAGAAGAACCAGUCGGUCAACUUCCUUAGGAUGAGUGCUAGGAUUGAUGCAGUGGCCGCCAGGGUCCAAACAGCAGUCACAAUGAACAAGGUCACAAAAUCUAUGGCUGGAGUGGUGAAAGGCAUGGAUGCCACAUUGAAGAGUAUGAACCUGGAGAAGAUCUCCGGCCUUAUGGACAAGUUUGAGCAUCAAUUUGAGACGUUGGAUGUACAGACCGCUCAAAUGGAGGACACCAUGAGUAGCACAACCACACUAACCACCCCACAGAAUCAAGUGGAUUCACUGAUGCACGAAUUGGCUGAUGAAGCAGGGUUGGACCUGAACAUGGAGCUCCCACAGGGUCAGACUGGAUCAGUGGGCACCAGUGUUGCGUCAGCAGAGCAGGAUGAACUGUCUUCAAGGCUUGCCAAACUCCGAGACCAAAUGUAAAGGAAGAACUCCGUCUGAGACCUCAAUUGCAGAGUUACAUGGCCUGAACUGGAUAAGAAUCCAAGACCUGCUCUGUUCUUUUCAUAAUGUCUUCAUCUCACUCCUUUAGUUUUUCCUCUUUGAAGAUCCUACUGUAUCCUGUUUGAGAGGCUUGCCCUUGGGUCCUUAUUGGUGUUCUUAAUUUACCAUUGUAAAUAGAGAGUAUCAAGUUACAGAAAUAUAAGCCACCCGCCUACAAACACUAAAAUAAAGACUAAUUGGUAAUGGAAAAUGAAUGCCAUAUUUGAAAUAAUAUAUAUUAUAACUGGGAUGGUUGCAUCUGCAACUGAUGCUUUUUGUAUGUCCAUUUCUUCUUGUGUUGUAGUUUGGCAGACCUCUUAAGAUGCAACUGCAAUGUUAUAUUAGUUUCUUUCUGGUGUCCCUCCUUUUAGACAUUUUCUCAUACAAUAUUUUAUUCACAUGUGUAUGUAUCAAACCAGCAUUGUUUUAUGGAGAGUUUGGUUGAUUCUUACAUUUGAUUGAUAAUUCUGAGUCUUGGGGUGUAAUUUUUUUGUCCACACUGAUUAGGUUAUUAGAUAAUAAUACAAUUUUAUAACACUUUUAA
Messenger RNA from Coregonus clupeaformis (lake whitefish), 1334 nucleotides. RefSeq names its product chromatin modifying protein 1B (gene chmp1b). The record is from RefSeq and is a predicted model, not a curated record. NCBI's taxonomy places the organism in Eukaryota, Metazoa, Chordata, Actinopteri, Salmoniformes, Salmonidae. Gene Ontology annotation, cellular component: multivesicular body; ESCRT III complex. The coding region runs from base 131 to 730 and encodes 199 amino acids. Gene Ontology annotation, biological process: late endosome to vacuole transport; protein transport; endosome transport via multivesicular body sorting pathway. The transcript has 8 exons.